AUGCUGGACGCGACACAUCUGGAGGCAGAAGUGCGGCGGCUUCGCAAUGAGAACCAGCUGCUCACGUCGCGCGUGAAAUGUGACGUCAUUCAAGAGGACGUUCUGGCAAAGUUUCAAGUGGCGCUGCAGCCGUUGCACGAGAGGGUGGCUGCCGGAGCAUACAGCGAAGACAUCGACCGGCUUGAGAUCGAUAUCUUGGAAGUAUACGAAACGCAUAUCCAAGCGUACGACGAGCGCGCUAGUGGUUUUCACGCCGAUGCGGUACAGUCACAGCGAGAAGACCUUGUCCACGGCCUCUGUGCCAGCUUGCGGCGCGUCGCUCUUAGCGGCCUCGAGGUGUCCCUGACCCAACAGCUGGAGGACGCGACUGACGAGGUUCUGCUGGAUGCAGCGGUCACGAACGAGCAGCCGCAGCUGUGGCCAAGGCUAGCACGCCUGUGGGAGGACGAGGCCCAGAAAGCAGCCGAGAGGGUGCGAUCUACUCUUGUCCGACUCGGAUGUGCAGAGGAGAGUGCGGUGCUGGAGGCGAAGGAGGCAGACGAGCUCCGAGCUUCAGCGAGAGCAGUGGUGGCUGGACGACUAGACAAUCCCGUCAUCUUCUUGCCUGAGCUGCUUCGCAGAGCGUUCGAUACAACGUUUCGGUAUCAAAGUUACCAAGGUACGCUUCGCGUCACCGGCCCCUUUACCGACCUCGAUUCCCUCUAUGCCGAGGCGAUGGCUCGAGUCCAUUCAUACCUGGACGAGUUUUCGCGACCCCUGGCUGUGAGCCUGCCGCAGCCAUCAAGCACUAUCGCCUCGAGUGCGUCCGAAGAUGCGCCGCUCGUGGACUGGCGAGCCCGCGAUCGCUUCGAGCGCGAAGUGAGGGUGCAUGCAGACGACCUGUUCGAGACGCAAGCGACCAAGCAGCUGCUCCUGCGAGGAACGUGUGAUCUGCCGCUGGGGGCGCUGGUGGUCAUGCUCUUCCUUGGGUACGACCACAUUCUCGCGACUCUGCUCCACCCACUCAAGCUGGCGGCCCUUGCGGCGAUUUGUGUGCUGUGCGGUGCUACCAUCUGGGCUCGGCGGCUCGGGCUCAUUCGCGGUAAGUGUGGCGCGUGCCUGGACACCGCACUGGCGGUGGCGACGCUCGGGGUGUGCACCUCGAUGCGGGUGAAAUCCUUCUAUGCGAGCUUGGCGGCGCGGCGCACGCGUGGCAAGGCCAAGGGCGGAGCGCCUGCUGACAGCGACGGCAGCGAGUGCGCGGAGCUCAAGCCGGCCGCGAGCGACUGCAGCCUAGCUGGGCCUGGGGCGAGACUGAUGGAGGAGGGGAGCAGCAGUUCAGCGUAUGAGGCGUAG
Molecule: messenger RNA, 1335 nt
Organism: Emiliania huxleyi CCMP1516
Lineage: Eukaryota; Haptophyta; Isochrysidales; Noelaerhabdaceae
Exons: 1
Coding region: 1-1335 (444 amino acids)
Biological process (GO): endoplasmic reticulum membrane fusion
Cellular component (GO): endoplasmic reticulum
Molecular function (GO): GTPase activity
Source: RefSeq, a predicted model, not a curated record